Messenger RNA from Gracilinanus agilis (Agile Gracile Mouse Opossum), 490 nucleotides. It is a transcript of the gene RPL36, whose product is annotated as ribosomal protein L36. Lineage: Eukaryota; Metazoa; Chordata; Mammalia; Didelphimorphia; Didelphidae. The transcript is spliced from 4 exons. The record is from RefSeq and is a predicted model, not a curated record. Gene Ontology annotation, cellular component: cytosolic large ribosomal subunit; ribosome. The coding region runs from base 119 to 436 and encodes 105 amino acids. Gene Ontology annotation, molecular function: structural constituent of ribosome. Gene Ontology annotation, biological process: cytoplasmic translation.
GCCUUCCUCACUCGUUGCCUCGGGAAGACCCGGAAGUGGAGGCUACAUAUCCCAGAGUUCAACGCUGUUUCCUUCCUUCUGCUGUGGCUGCCAUUGCUACUGCUUUCGCGCCGCAGUCAUGGCCAUCCGCUAUCCUAUGGCCGUGGGCCUUAAUAAGGGCCACAAGGUUACCAAGAACGUUUCGAAGCCGCGACACUGCCGCCGCCGUGGGCGCUUGACCAAGCACACCAAGUUUGUGAGAGAUAUGAUCCGUGAGGUAUGUGGAUUUGCUCCUUAUGAAAGACGUGCAAUGGAAUUGUUAAAGGUCUCAAAGGAUAAACGAGCUCUUAAGUUCAUCAAAAAAAGGGUAGGAACACACAUCCGGGCCAAGAGGAAGAGAGAGGAGCUCAGCAAUGUCCUAGCUGCCAUGAGGAAGGCUGCUGCCAAGAAGGACUAAACUGGAUCCUGCUUCCCUUCCCCACCUCUACCCAAUAAAGAUUUGACAAAUAGA